Molecule: messenger RNA, 3001 nt
Organism: Phyllostomus discolor (pale spear-nosed bat)
Lineage: Eukaryota; Metazoa; Chordata; Mammalia; Chiroptera; Phyllostomidae
Gene: GDPD2
Product: glycerophosphodiester phosphodiesterase domain containing 2
Exons: 15
Coding region: 764-2398 (544 amino acids)
Biological process (GO): lipid metabolic process
Cellular component (GO): membrane
Molecular function (GO): glycerophosphodiester phosphodiesterase activity
Source: RefSeq, a predicted model, not a curated record
UGAGCCAGGACAAAGCCCCCCGGCAGUGACUGAGUGGAGCAGGAGGAGGGACAGAGGGACGGGGAAGGCUGCACAAAAGAAUUCCUCACCCCAAAGCCCCCUGACCGGCAGCAGCAGCAAGUAAAGAAGCAGAUCUGCCCUCCCUCUUCCCUCCUCCCUCCCAUCUUCCCACCCAGACUGGGCACAGGCCAGAGAGCAGCUGCAGGCCCUCAGAGAGGCCCUCAGAGAGGUGGCACUGUCGGCUUCCUAUAGGUGGCAACAGUAGCACCUGUUUGAGCGGACGAGCUGAGCUGAGGACUGACAGAGGGAGGAGGCAGAGAACUCCGACAACUCGACAACUCGGAGAGGAGCUGGGAAGCAGUGCAGAGCAGAGAGCAGAGCUGCCGCUGAGAGAACGUUGGAGCUGUAACUCCUGCUUCAAGUUACUCUUGCUCCUUGAGGUGGAAGCUUGGCCAGAUGUGACUCAACUUGCUGAACUGAGUUUGCCCCACCCAAGGCAGUUUCUCCCAAGUCUCCACCCUGGGCGGGCAAGCCGUGUAUCCCCAGAGCUGAGAUGCUGUUAAUGAACAGUGAUUGGACAGUCAGCCUGCCAGCAAACAGGCUGGACUUCUCCGGUGUCCCACAGACUGAGCAGGUAUCCAGAUUAAAAGGGAAGAGUCUGGAAACUGUCCCCCAGGCUCCUCACAUACACUGGGAGGAGGCUGCAAUCUGCCUUCUACCAAGGCCCUAGAGGGUAGAGUAUCCCUUCCCACAGGCACACACCAUGGCCGAGUCUCCCGGCUGCUGCUCCACGUGGGCCCGCUGCCUCCGCUGCCUGUAUAGCUGCCACUGGAGGAAGUGCCCCAAAGAGAGGAGGAAGAGCCACCAGCAUGAAUGUUUCUGGUUUGGCCUGCUCUUCCUCACCUUCCUUGUCUCCCUGGGCUGGCUGUACGUCGGGCUCAUCCUCCUCAAUGACCUGCACAACUUCAACGAAUUCCUGUUCCGCCACUGGGGACAUUGGAUGGACUGGUCCCUGGCAUUUAUGCUUUUCGUCUCUCUAUUGGUCACAUAUGCAUCUCUGCUCUUGCUCCUGGCUGUGCUCCUGCGGCUCUGUGGCCAGCCCCUGCAUCUGCACUGGGUGCACAAGGUGCUGCUGUUCCUCAUUAUACUUCUUGUGGCCGCCGGCUUUGCAGUACUGGGCGUCCAAUGGCAGGAGGAGUUGCUUAGCUUACAUCUGUCACUACAGGCCACAGCCCCAUUCCUUCACAUUGGAGCUGUUGUUUGCAUUACCAUCCUGGCCUGGCCUGUGGCGGAUGCCUUCUACCGUAUCCACCAAAGAGGUCGCAAGACUGUGCUACUGUUCCUAUUUUUUGGAGUUGUCUUGGCCAUCUACCUGUCCCCCCUGUGCAUCUCCUCACCGUGUAUCAUGCAAUCCAGACACUUACCGCCCAAGCCUGAGCUAAUGGGGCACCGAGGGGCCCCCAUGCUGGCCCCCGAGAACACCCUGAUGUCCCUGAGGAAGACAGCUGAAUGUGGCGCUGCUGUGUUCGAGACCGAUGUCAUGGUCAGCUCCGAUGGGGUCCCCUUCCUCAUGCACGAUGAGCGCCUCAGCAGAACCACAGAUGUGGCUUCUGUGUUUCCAACCCGCAUCGCGGCGCACAGCAGCGACUUCUCCUGGGCAGAACUGAAGAGACUCAACGCCGGAGCCUGGUUCCUGGAGAGGCCACCAUUCUGGGAGGCCAAGAAGCUGUCGGGCUCUGAUCGGAAAGAGGCUGAGAAUCAGAGAGUACCAACAUUGAAAGAGCUGUUGAAGGAAGCGGCAGCCCUCAAUCUCUCCAUUAUGUUUGACCUGCGCCGCCCCCCACGGAACCACACAUACUAUGACACUUUUGUGAACCAGACAUUGGAGACUGUGCUGGAUUCAAGGGUGUCUCAAGCCACGGUCCUGUGGCUCCCUGAUGAAGAUCGGGCUACUGUCCAACAAGAAGCACCUGGUAUGCGCCAGGUAUAUGGACACCAGGGAGUCAACACAACCGAGAGGCCCCUGCUUCUCAACCUCCCCUACCAAGACCUGCCACAGUUGGAUAUGAAGGCGCUGCAUGAGGAUAAUGUCUCGGUGAACCUGUUUGUAGUGAACAAGCCCUGGCUCUUCUCCCUCCUCUGGUGUGCAGGGGUGAAUUCAGUCACCACCAACGACUGCCAGCUGCUGCAGCAGAUGCGUUACCCCGUCUGGCUUAUUGCCCCUCAAACCUACCUAAUAGUGUGGAUCUCCACCGACUGUGUCUCCGCCCUGCUGAUUUUGUGUCACUUCCUCCUCCGUGGCCUUCCCCUUACUCAUCCCCACCGUGCCCCCCUCCCCUCUCCAGGCUUAGAAACAGCUGUGCUGCUCACCAGGAUCAACAAUGUGAGAAGGGAGUGAAUGCCUUGCCCUAGGCCCCCACCAGCUGUUUACGUCUGCCAACAGCAAGACGUAAGGAAGGACGAUGGCUGAGGUGGAGUGCUGGUAGUGUUGGGGUGAGGUGAACUUUGCCAACUGGAGGUUUUGAACUAUGAGCGCCUUCUGCCCAGAUGGUGCACUUGUCCAUGGAAUAUGCUCCCCUUCAGAUUUUGACCUGAAGUGGUGGUAGAAGACAGUCACGAAAAUUUUCCCCCGAGGUAAAAUGUUCUAGUACACAGGAGAUUGCCAACAUCAUGUUUCAGACUUGUGUACACGUGUUCAUGUGCAAAGCACGGGGUGUGUCAGGGGUGGGACAACUUGGAACAGUGACUGAAGAGAGGACAGAACAUCCUUCUCAGAACUGUGAGAUGAUGAAGACACCAAUCCCAAUCCAUUCACCAUCUCUCUCAACAUCUGCAAUUCAGCUGCUUUGCUACCUACAGGCUGGAGGCUAAACAGCCCAUCUAGCCAUGCAGUUCUGUGUCUACAGGUGACUUUUUUGUUGCAUACAGCCUUUUUCUUCAAGACUCGUCAGUUCCUGUUUCUUCUCAAUCCCAUCUCUGAAUACAUUUUAUUUCCAUUUGG